CCUGAGCCCCGGGGGCGGGGCUCCGGGCGAGCGCCGCGGGGCGUCUCCCUCACAGGCCCCGCCCCCGCCCCCCGCCCGCCCUCCGGCCGCCUCUGCCGCCGCGCGCCGCAGCCGCACCGCCUUCCCUGCGCAGUCGGUGUCUCCGCAUCGCUGGGUGGGACUUGGCUUGGCCAUGGGCAAGCAGAACAGCAAGCUGCGGCCCGAGAUGCUGCAGGACCUGCGGGAGAACACAGAGUUCUCGGAGCUGGAGCUGCAGGAGUGGUACAAGGGCUUCCUCAAGGACUGCCCCACGGGCAUCCUCAACGUGGACGAGUUCAAGAAGAUCUACGCCAACUUCUUCCCCUAUGGCGAUGCCUCCAAGUUCGCCGAGCACGUCUUCCGCACCUUCGACACCAACAGCGACGGCACCAUCGACUUCCGGGAGUUCAUCAUCGCACUGAGCGUCACCUCGAGGGGCCGCCUGGAGCAGAAGCUCAUGUGGGCCUUCAGCAUGUACGACCUGGAUGGCAACGGGUACAUCAGCCGCGAGGAGAUGCUGGAGAUCGUGCAGGCCAUCUACAAGAUGGUUUCGUCCGUGAUGAAGAUGCCAGAGGACGAGUCGACCCCGGAGAAGAGGACGGAGAAAAUCUUCCGCCAAAUGGACACCAACAACGACGGCAAGCUGUCCCUGGAGGAGUUCAUCCGCGGGGCCAAGAGCGACCCGUCCAUCGUGCGCCUCCUGCAGUGCGACCCCAGCAGCGCCUCCCAGUUCUGAGCGAGUGGAACCAGGUUCCCCCCCACCCCAGCCUUCCCGGGGCCCUCUCCCGGCUCGCAGCUUCCUCCGCCCCCUUGUGUCUCUCCAGCCUGGGGAUCAGACUGGGCACCCCCGGGGGUCUACCCUCCGGAGGCGCCUAUGAAGGCACCCCGCAGUCUCCCCAAGACCCGAAUAAGCAAGCAAUGAGCACCCACCCCGCCCCGCCCCCACCCCCCAGAGGCAAUACCACCCUUGGCACCCCCAUUGAGACCUAGGCUCCGCUUUGGUCUACCUGUGGUCAGCAACGCCCUUUCUCCCCGAGACGGUGGAACUUCUACAGCCACGAGGCAUGGCCUCUUUCCCCCAACCACAGGGUUUCAGCCCUGCGAGAGGGCUGUGUGUGUGGAGGGAAGAGAGGGGUACUGAGUGGGAGGGGUGGGGGCAACACGGUCCCGGAGCAGAAGGUCCACAGCUCUUGAGGGCCUGGAGGCCAAGAUGCAAAAGGCACCCCUGGAUUCCAGCCCCAGCGGUGGGUCCCCUCACCCCGCCUGCCUGCUGUCCCGCACGGAUGAACGUGGUCCCUGCCCCAGCCACGCUCACAGGCCCACGGAGAGAAGGGCAGCCGGCCCCGAGCCCCCCGCAGGCCCCCGCCGAGCCCGUUCCCCGCUGCAUGCAUCCACACGGAGCAUCUGUUCUUUUUAAUACCUUCACAAUAAAGUCUGUUUCAGUGCA
This is a messenger RNA of Sorex araneus (European shrew), 1465 nucleotides long. It is a transcript of the gene HPCA, whose product is annotated as hippocalcin. Gene Ontology annotation, molecular function: calcium ion binding. The record is from RefSeq and is a predicted model, not a curated record. NCBI's taxonomy places the organism in Eukaryota, Metazoa, Chordata, Mammalia, Eulipotyphla, Soricidae. Bases 173 to 754 code for a protein of 193 amino acids. The transcript is spliced from 4 exons.